Akanthomyces muscarius is the source of this 834-nucleotide messenger RNA. RefSeq lists its product as uncharacterized. The record is from RefSeq and is a predicted model, not a curated record. The transcript is spliced from 2 exons. NCBI's taxonomy places the organism in Eukaryota, Fungi, Ascomycota, Sordariomycetes, Hypocreales, Cordycipitaceae. The coding region runs from base 1 to 834 and encodes 277 amino acids. Gene Ontology annotation, cellular component: mitochondrion. Gene Ontology annotation, molecular function: enoyl-CoA hydratase activity. Gene Ontology annotation, biological process: fatty acid beta-oxidation.
AUGGCGGACAAGCUGGAGACGGAGCCUCCGGAGCUCACCAUAUACGAGAUCAGCUUCCCAGCACCGUUUGUGCUCCUGGUGACCAUUAAUCGGGAAAAGUCCAUGAACGCCAUCCACACUGACGGCCACUUUGAAGGCGACAGGCUAUUCCAAUGGUUCGAUGAAGAGCCGUCACUGCGCGUGGCUGUCAUGACGGGCAAGGGCAAGAAGGCAUUCUGCGCGGGCCAGGACCUCAAGAUGCUGAUGGAAAAGCAGCUCUCUGGAGAGCAGUCCAACGUGGCUGCGUUCCCGCCCACGGGCUUUGGCGGUAUUAGCAGACGCGUUGGCAAGAAGCCGGUGAUUGCCGCCGUCAACGGACUGGCUCUGGGCGGCGGUUUCGAGCUGGCACUGAACUGUGACAUGGUUGUUGCAUCGCCCACGGCGACGUUUGGUCUGCCCGAGGUCAAGAGAGGCGUUUGGGCCGGCGCUGGCGGCAUCCCCCGCGUCGUGCGCAUCUUUGGCAUGCAGCUGGCGUCCGAGAUUGUGCUCGCAGCCCGCACGCUCACGGCCGAGGAGGCCAAGCACCACGGAUUCGCCCGCAUCGCCGCAUCGCAGGACAGCGUGGUGCCCGAGGCCGUGGCCCUAGCCGAGCAGAUUGCGGACAUGUCGCCGGACGCCAUCAUCAUGAGCCGCGCGGGACUGCGGGAGGCUUGGGAGACGGCCAGCGUCGAGAGAGCAGCGCAGCUUAUGGACGAGAGAUACAUGCGACAGCUGGUUAAUGGCGAGAAUAUCAAGCUGGGUUUGAUGGCCUUUGUAAAUAAGGAGAAGCCAAAGUGGGUGCCGUCCAAGAUGUAA